UCCAGGUAUCCAUAGCAACAAUGGCUGAGACAAAAAGCCCUCAACCAAUCAAAGAAGAGCGUGUUGAACUGUGGAUCGUUCAGGAUGGAGGGCGGCUCGUAGUGAAGCAGGAGACCAAGGCCUCUCUGGAGAACCCUGCAUGUGAAAUACUCCACCAUGGACCAGAGCAGAUCCUGCAGAUUAAAGAGGAACCAGAACCUGUGCAGAUUAAAGAUCAAUCAGAACCUGUGCAGAUUAAAGAAGAACCAGAACCUGUGCAGAUUAAAGAGGAGCAGGUGGAUCUCUAUGGUGAUUGGGUUAAAGGUCACCUUGUAGUGAAGCUGGAGCCUGAAACCUUCAUUGUGACUCAAACUACAGAGCAAAAAGACGACCAUGAACCAAACCAGAACCAGAUCCUCUCUGCAAACCAACCUGAGGCUGAGAACCAGCAUCACCAUCGAAGAAUCCAGGAAGAUGUAGAUCUGGAACCGGAGGACACCAGAAGCCACUGGGACAAUAUGGACGAUUCACCACUGAGACAUGAAACAGGUGAAACAACUUCCUCCUGUGACAGUGAUGAUGAUGAAUUUUUGGCUCUUCACUUGGGUAGGAAGCCUUUGUCAUGUUCAAAGCGUGGAAAAUAUUCAGCUCUCUCUUCCAGAAAAAACAAUCACAGGAAAAGGCGCCGCGGCGAUCAACGCUAUUCUUGCGAAGUGUGUCAUAAAUUCUUCACUCUAAAAUCCAGCUUAGUUUGCCACCUUCGAAUUCACACAGGUGAGAAACCCUUUCCUUGUAAACUGUGUGAGAAAUCUUUCAAACAGCGAGGUACCCUGACUAUUCACCUGAGAACUCACACAGGUGAGAAACCUUACUCAUGUGUAACUUGUGGCAAACGUUUCAUCUCAAAUUCUUCAUUAACUGCUCAUUGGAGAACUCACACAAGACUGAAGUUGUAUGUUUGUAAAUUAUGUGAUAAAUCUUUUAAACGUCAUGGAACCUUGGCUAUUCACCUUAAAACUCACAAGCAGGAUCCUUGUUAAAUUGAUAAAUCUGUUCGUCACCCAGGAACGUCAGACACACAAGCUGAUUUUGUGGAAAAUCAUCUAAAGUUGUAAUGUGACUCAAACAAGUGAGAUAAGAUCCAGUUUUAUCUAUAAACUGUAAUAAAUCUUUUGAAUUCA
Messenger RNA from Xiphophorus couchianus (Monterrey platyfish), 1160 nucleotides. Its product is annotated as oocyte zinc finger protein XlCOF8.4-like. Bases 21 to 1019 code for a protein of 332 amino acids. The record is from RefSeq and is a predicted model, not a curated record. Gene Ontology annotation, biological process: regulation of transcription by RNA polymerase II. Lineage: Eukaryota; Metazoa; Chordata; Actinopteri; Cyprinodontiformes; Poeciliidae. Gene Ontology annotation, molecular function: DNA-binding transcription factor activity, RNA polymerase II-specific; RNA polymerase II cis-regulatory region sequence-specific DNA binding. The transcript has a single exon.